Gigantopelta aegis is the source of this 4210-nucleotide messenger RNA. RefSeq lists its product as uncharacterized. The transcript has 6 exons. Bases 127 to 3228 code for a protein of 1033 amino acids. Lineage: Eukaryota; Metazoa; Mollusca; Gastropoda; Neomphalida; Peltospiridae. The record is from RefSeq and is a predicted model, not a curated record.
UUCAGCUUUGUAUGGUGUGUCCGCCAUGUUGAACAACUUAGAAGAGUCUUUGGCUGUGAUGACCUACGACUUCAAUGACCAAACUGUGGACAUGCGUCAGAAAUGAUUGCAGUAUUCUGAGGCACCAUGUGUGAUUCGAACACAUCCAUCACAAACAUGCCAGAAGCUGCAAGUCUGUCCAGUAGACGUGGUCUUCCCGAGGCCUCUGUCCCUCAACUUCCACCUCUGUCCAUCAACAGUCUCACUCAGGUUCAGCUGAAACAGUUGAUUCUAGUGCUUAUGAAGGCUGUGUCGGAUAAAGAAAUUGGGACAACCACGUCACAUCCAUGCUGGUGGCCACCCGACAUUCCGUGGGUGCCAACUUUAUCGCAGACUGCCAAAGGGUUCUCCAUUACUGACAACAUGAAGGCAGUUGUGAGAAGCUACUACCGUCAUCUCGGCCAGGAAAACAUGUUGUCUUGUGGCAAAGUGACAAACUGGAGGUUGUCACUGGCAAAAUUACAAGCACUGCAGUCGAGACAAGUGGAGCAGUUACAUGGUGCGAGGACAGGAAACAGUGGAAAAAAUAACGCCGGUCACAUUCCAUUUGUAGGAAUAUACAUAUGUUUUUUCUGCUCUGAAGAGUUUGUCAAUAAGGACGACAUGAGAAAACAUCAGUUGACGUGUGCCCUGAAGCCGGAGAAUCUCCAGUCCGUGGAGAGUCCGGAAAAAACACCUAGACAAAGUCCCGUCAAGUCUCCCGGUCUGCACAUCUUCAUACCACAGAUGACCGUGUCGGUCCACCAGUUCAUGCAGAAAUUGUACCUGGUGCCACUGGCGAAAGCUAAGAAGCUGCGUGAAAGUUGCCGCAAAAGUACUGAGGUGAACACGAUCGACUUCAGUGAUCCACAGAUUCCAGUCUCUCCCAGCACGCCAAAGACGCCCAAACUGUUGAUAUCUCAAGACAGUAGUUUCAGCAAGAGACGUCUCUCGCUGUCGUUUCAGUCGCACAAAGAGAACAUCAGCGACACCGAGAGUACCGCGUCGAGUGAGAAUGAAGAGCACGAAGGAAAACGGCGGAUCAGAAAGUCAACGUCGCUGUUCUCUAUCCCCGUCACGUCCGAGCUGGGAGGUCGUGUCUUGAAGCACAUGGUCUCUGAAACUUCCAUGCCGCAAGUGUUGACUAAUGCCGAGGAAUUCUGUAAAACUCCCAAGAAGAGCAAGUUUGCAGAUCGUUUGCGAGUGCGUGAAAAUGCAUUUCCAAUCAAUUACAAGCCAAGGAAAAGGUACAAGUUUCAUCAUUCUUACAAGUUUUCCAAAGCACAGAGAGAUGAGUUUUUGAAAACUGUCAACACAGGACUUGACAGAAAUAGUAGAAAACUGAUGAGCUCAUUGCCAAAGUGCAGCGUUCGUCUUGUUCCGCUCACACGAAGGCAAAUUAGAAAAUACAUACGUAAGUCGAAGAAAAAAUCUGACAAAUCUGUAGAUUCUCUGAAUCCUAUUGUUUCGAUUAGAAGACUGAAUGAGAGUUACUUUUUCCCAAGGAAACCAAUUCUCCUCUCUGAAAACAUUGAUAGAAUGCUUGGCUUGAGAAAGAAAAGAAAAAACGAGGCUGCAAAAUUAUCACCGAUGAAUGUGGUUUCCGAAAACACAAAUGUUGAUCUUCUCAAGCAGAAGGUUGUGGUCUACAGAAGUCUUCUUACAGAUCUUUCUCUGAGCACAGCUAAACAAAGGUUACAAUUUUCCAAGAAAUCUGAACGUCGGAUGAAGCAGAAGUCUGUAACAGUUGAACGGGAUAGUGCCUCCCAACUUAUUGCUUAUAAGUAUUUACAAGCAAAGAAAAGUCUACACUCUGCAGAAAAGAAGAACUGUGGCACUGUUUCUGUGAAAUCUAACUUUCCACAUCUGACGGAACUACUAGAAAAGAAACCCAUAUCCUCCUGUGCUUUGAGUCCAUCGUCUAUCAAUUCUAGUCCCGAGUCCGCAAAGUGUCUCGAUCGCCCUUUAAACAUAGAUAUUCCAUCUCCAGAGUCGUCGCUAACACACUUCCUGCUAAGCUGUGAUCACGACAAGCAGUUGAGAGAACAUUUAUCUCCUGACCGAAUUUCUAUAAUGACCGUGUCCUCGGAUGACUGCUCCUUGCACGAACAGUGCUGCAUGGGUUGUCAGUUGAAAAAACAGUGCAGGUGUACCACCAACCAAGUUAGUGAUAAAGACGACAAAGGAAAUGAAUCUGGAAAUGGUACUCCGUGUAAAAAUAACUUACAGAGUAUGAAGACUUUACCGUGUGAAAACGUUCUUGAAUUGCCCAAGAAAACUGAACAGACUAAGUCCUCUGUGCCUAAUGGUGUUCACUUGUCUGUUGGAAACAAGGUUCAAACAAGAAGCAGUAGUUUGAUCUCCUCAUCGGUAGCUAUGAAAAGACAGACAAGUGCACCAGCUGCAUCCAAUAUUUAUUCCUUGCGUUCCAAUCUGACCAGUAAAGUGUUGGUGGACUGGAGUAAUGAGCAAGACGGUGUGAAAAGAUUUAAGAGCUCUAAACAUCAACUACCUUCGGUAACACUUUCAUCUCCUCGUCUUGUUGAAUCAUGUGAAGAGGUGUUGCAGCCUUCUCUACCUGCAGAGUUGCCCGAUCUUAUCGAUGACAUUGGUGUUAAAAAUAAGACUCUUCGAUCAAAUUCAUCAUCAGUGAGUUUGACUUCACCAAGACAUUUGCCUACAUCAGACUCGCCUUCUAAAAUAUUGGCACGGCCAUCAACUAGAAAGAGUCCAACAAACACAGUACAUCAGUCGACAUCUUCAGACUUGUCUUCGACAUCAGCCACCUUGAAGCCAUCCCGAUUUAAAGAUCCCAGCAUGCAUAUGACUACACGGUCAAACAGUGGCAAGGAGGUGCUAGAAUCCGAUUGUCAGAAAACAAAAUCACAAGUCUCGGACAAAUCAUUAUAUCCUGUGGUGAGAAGUUUGAAGUUUGCCUCGCCGGCAGAAGACCAGGAUGAGAAGGAAAGUGUGGACAGUGUGGAUGAUGUGUUUGUUAAAGGGGACCAGUACACACGAGUGGAUGCAGAUAUUCUUUUAAAAAAUGUUCAGUGUGUGUCGCCUCUAUGCAAGCAGAAGCCGGUCUCCGUACACGUGGAAUCACAAGCUGUGAAGAGCAGUGCGCGACUUCACGUCCCAGCUGGUACGUGGACGCGCUCCAAGUCUGACAACUCUGAUGCAGCAUUUAAAAAAAGAAAGUUAGAUUUGUAGGUGCAGUGAUGGUGAAAACACUAAUAGUGACAAGUUGUACAGGUCUGUAGGUGCAGUGACUGCAAAAACAAUAGUGACAAGGUGUAAAGAUUUGUAGGUGCAAUGACGGCGAAAACACUAAUAGUGACAAGUUGUACAGGUCUGUAGGUGCAGUGACUGCAAAAACACUAAUAGUGACAAGUUGUACAGGUCUGUAGGUGCAGUGACGGCGAAAACACUAAUAGUGACAAGUUGUACAGGUCUGUAGGUGCAUUGACGGCGAAAACACUAAUAGUGACAAGUUGUACAGGUCUGUAGGUGCAGUGACUGCAAAAAUACUAAUAGUGACAAGUUGUACAGGUUUGUAGGCGCAGUGACAGCGAAAACACUAAUAGUGACAAGUUGUACAGGUCUGUAGGUGCAGUGACUGCAAAAACAUUAGUGACAAGUUGUACAAUUUAAUAAUUAGUAUUUCUAUCAUGAUUCUUGAAAUAAUUUGUCAUAAAAUAUUUACUAUUGAGAUGUAUGAAUAUUGUUGCAAUGAACUACUCAACUUUAACUUCGACUAUACUAAAUAUAUGUCAUGAUGAAACAAUAUGCACACAUCUUAAAUAUGUAUAAUGUGAUGAAUGAGACUGCGGUUUGGAUGUUCCAUCCUUCCAUCACUAUAGUAAUUCAUGACUACAGUUAGAUGUGUCAUCCAUCGAAUACAAUAAAUGUACUUUAUUUGACAUGUUUUUAAAAAUAUUGCUGUCGAAAGUUAAGUAGUAUAUGCCAUAUACUCUUCCAACAGACAUGACACAAGAUUUGAUUGUUCAGUUAAGUAAGGGAACUAACUCCAGUGAGUAGAACUGCUAGGAACAUUAUUAUUUUAUUUUUAAAAUAAAAUUUUUAUUGACAGGUCUUCUGUUUACAGAUCUAUAUCUACACACUCCCAGGAAAAUCAAGAACUUUUUUUUAUAUAUAAAGCUAUAUAGCACAAAAAUGUAAACAAAGAAGAGUU